AUGGUUUUUAACUUAGAGGAAUUUUUGAAUGCACCAGACGCGCGGUUACUUCAAACACUAAAGAAAGAUGAAUUGUUUGAAUUUGUGUCAAAAUUUCACUUGAAUGUAAAGCGCAGUGCUCGGAAAAUAGAAAUCAAAAAUGUUGUGAUUCAGUAUUUAGUUCAGAGAGGUAUUUUAGAUGAUAGUGCAUUGUCAUUGGUUGAAGAUUUGAAAUCUAGUGAAAUUGAAAAGAGAAAUUUUGAAUAUGAAUUAGAGUUUAAGAAGUUAGAAAUUGAACAGGAGAGAGAAAGGCAGGCAUUUGAAAGAGAAAAGAGAGAAUAUGAAAAAGAGAAAAGUGCGCAAGAUCGAGAACAUGAGUUACAGAUUAAGAAAUUAGAAUUUGAGACUCAAAAGAUAAAACAUGAGUUAGAAAUUGAAGCUAAGGCCAAAUCAAAAUCUGACUUUGAUGUGACAAAGAACAUAAGACUUGUCCCUAAGUUUCAAGAGAAAGACGUUGACAAAUAUUUUAUUCAUUUUGAGAAAAUAGCAGAAAAUUUGAAAUGGCCAAAAGAAUUCUGGCCACUAUUGUUACAGAGUGCAUUUGUUGGGAAAGCGAGGGAAGUCUACAGUGCUUUGUCACUUCAGCAAAGUACAGAUUAUGAUGUUAUUAAGAAAAGUGUCUUAAAAGCAUAUGAACUUGUACCAGAAGCCUACAGACAGAAAUUUAGAAAUUACAAGAAAUUCAAUGAACAGACUCAUGUUGAAUUUGCGAGAGAGAAACAAAAUAUGUUUGAGAGGUGGUGCACUUCUAAAAAUGUUGGAUCAAACUUUGAAAGGUUGAAACAGGUCAUUUUGAUUGAGGAAUUCAAAAAUUGUAUUCAUCCUGAAAUUAGAACCUAUUUAGAUGAACAGAAGGUUGAGACUCUUGAGCAAGCUGCGACUGCGGCUGAUGAUUAUGCACUAACACAUAAGGUAUCUUUUGUAAAACUCGGAACUAGUCAACAGAAGAUGACCAGCUAUGACAGUUCUCGAGGGGGACCAGACACUUCACAGGUAAUUCAACCUAAGAUGGCGUACUCUGAGAUAAAAGGUAGGGACAAGAAUAAUGAAACCUUAAAGCAGGUACCCAUUUGUAAUUAUUGCAAAAAGAAGGGUCACAUUAAGUCUGAAUGUUGGGCAUUACAGAGGAAAAAACCUGUAAGUAAUGAUAGUAAGCCAAGUCCCACGGCUCUUACAUCUGUCCAAGGUAAGGUUUCCUGUAGUCAGUUUGAGAACACUGCUGUUAAGUCUGUAGAGCCAGAGUCUGAUGUUCUUAGAGAGGAAUUUAAGCCUUUUGUAUUCAAUGGUUUAGUGUCGGUGGGUACCGACUUGCACCCUAUAAGAAUUUUAAGGGAUACAGGUGCUUCUCAGUCUUUGUUACUAGAGGGCGUGUUGCCACUGUCUGAGAAGACACAUACUGGUUCUGAAGUGCUGAUUCAAGGUGUAGAAUUAGGACUUAUGAAAGUUCCUCUUCAUGUUAUAGACUUGAAGUCAGAUUUAGUCUCUGGGUCUGUGGUCGUAGGUGUCAGACCUACUUUACCUGUUAAGGGAGUUUCUCUUCUGUUAGGUAAUGAUUUAGCUGGGGGUAGGGUGGUACCUGACCCAAUCAUUUUUGAGAAGCCUAGUCUUAUAGGAGAGAUAGAGGAGGAGAAUAAAGAGUUAUUUCCUUCAUGUGCUAUUACAAGGGCUAUGGCAAAGAAACUAGGACAUGCUGAACAGACGGUAAGUCAGAAGUUAGAUUCAGUAAAGGACUUGUCUAUAGAUCUUGAUGAGACAUUUUUGUCAGCUAUGUUAGAUUCAGAAAGUUACAUUUCCUCAGAGGAUCAGCAGUCUAAAGGUGAUGUAUUUGGUUUACAGGAAAUGUUAGACAACACACCUCUUACUAGAGAUAAUUUGAUAUCUGAACAAGAGUCUGAUGUUGAAUUACAAGGUCUUAUGGAACAGGCUUUGUCUCCAGAGGAGGCAGAGAAGGUCCCUGUUUGUUAUUAUAAGAAUCAGGGUGUACUCAUGAGAAAAUGGCGUCCCCCUGAUGCUUCAGUAGAGGAUGAGUGGCAAAUCCACCAUCAAAUUGUAGUACCUAGAGUAUAUCGGAGAACAGUCAUAGGGCUUGCCCAUGACACACCAAUGUCGGGUCAUUUGGGAGUCACAAAGACCUACAAUAAGGCAUUGACUCACUUCUUCUGGCCUAAGAUGAGAAGGGAUAUAGUCGACUAUUGCAGAUCUUGUCAUGUCUGCCAAGUAGUGGGAAAACCUAAUCAAAAAAUCCCUCCUGCUGCUUUAAAGCCUAUCCCUGCUUUUGAUGAACCAUUUACCAAGGUCAUUAUAGACUGUGUGGGUCCCUUACCUAAAACCAAAGCUGGUAAUCAGUACCUGUUGACAAUAAUGUGUGCGUCGACACGCUUCCCUGAAGCAAUUCCACUGCGAAACAUAAAGUCUAGAACCAUUGUCAAUGCUUUGACCAAGUUUUUCACCAAUUUUGGUUUGCCCCAGUCAGUACAGUCUGAUCAAGGUUCCAAUUUCACAUCCCAGGUCUUUAAGCAGGUAAUACAGGAGUUAGGGAUUAAGCACCAUACAUCUAGUGCAUACCAUCCAGAGUCCCAGGGGGCUCUUGAGAGGUUUCAUCAAACCUUAAAAACUAUGAUUCGAACCUAUUGUUUGUCUAAUGAGAAAGAGUGGGACCAGGGAAUCCCCUUUCUUUUAUUUGCUGUUAGGGAUGCAAAACAAGAAUCAUUAGGUUUUAGUCCCUUCGAACUUGUAUAUGGUCACACUGUGAGAGGACCAUUGAAAUUGCUCAAAGAGAAAUGGUUGGUUGAAGAGAGUGAGAUAAAUCUAUUAGAUUAUGUAGCAAAGUUCAAAGAGAGGCUCAGUCAGACUUGGACGCUAGCCAGGGAAAAUCUAAAGGUAAGUCAAGACAAAAUGAAAACCUGGUAUGACAAACGUACCAAAACGAGAACAUUUAAGUCAGGAGACCAAGUCCUUGUCUUGCUACCAAUUCCAGGUCAGCCUUUACGUGCUAAAUACUUUGGCCCCUUUGAAGUUGAACGAAAGGUCAAUGACUUGAAUUACAUUAUUAAGACACCAGGUCGACGCAAGAGCAAACAGCUCUGCCACAUCAACAUGAUCAAACAGUAUCAUGACCGAACUGACAUAGAUCACCCUAAGGUAGAAUCAGUUGCUGCUUCAAGCACUGAAGUUAAGUCAACCCAAGAACAAGACCAACUUGCACAUGAGUAUGAUCAGUCUACUCCUAAGUUGAAAAACUCUGAUGUUUUGUCAGACUUAGAGUCUAAACUUAACCACUUGCAGGAGAACGAAAAAGAAGAGCUUAUGUCUCUUAUACAAGAAUUUUCACAUUUAUUCCCGGAUGUUCCUAAAAAGACCAAUCUUGUAUACCAUGAUAUAGAUGUUGGGGAUGCAUCUCCCAUUAAACAACAUCCUUACAGAAUGAACCCUGAAAAACAAGAGCACUGUAAUGCGGAACUGGCUUAUAUGUUAGAACAUGACAUAAUUGAGUACAGUAACAGCCCUUGGAGCUCCCCUUGUCUCCUUGUUCCCAAGCCAGAUGGGUCGUUCAGAUUCUGUACUGAUUUCCGCAAGGUCAACACAAUUACCAAAACUGACUCUUACCCAAUUCCCAGAAUUGAAGACUGCAUCGAUAAAAUUGGUCAUGCCAAAUAUGUAAGUAAAUUCGAUCUUUUGAAAGGGUAUUGGCAGGUCCCAUUGACCGAGAGAGCGAAAGAGAUUUCAGCCUUCGUUACCCCAAAAGGUUUCUACCAAUAUAAGGUGAUGCCUUUUGGGUUAAAAAAUGCCCCUGCAACCUUUCAGAGGAUGAUCAAUCAUUUACUUAGUGAUGUAGAUGCAAGUGAGGCAUACAUUGAUGAUGUGAUAGUGUAUAGUAACACUUUUCAAGAGCAUUUGUCCCACAUCAGGGCAUUAUUUGAGAAACUUUCAGAUGCAAAUUUGACUGUAAGCCUUACAAAAACUGAAUUUUGCCAUGCUGUAGUUGAAUAUUUAGGCCAUAUUGUUGGUAACGGCCAUGUUAGACCAGUGUUUGCAAAGGUUGAGGCAAUUGUUAAUUUUCCAGCACCUCAAUGUAAGAAAGAACUGAUGAGAUUCUUGGGAAUGGCGGGGUACUAUAGAAAAUUUUGCCCUAACUUUUCGACCAUUGCUAACCCAUUGACCUGUCUCUUGAAAAAGAAUAGCAAAUUUAUUUGGGAUGAAUCAUGCCAACAGGCCUUCCAACAAAUCAAAACAGUUCUCAUGGUCUCUCCGGUUCUUUCAUCACCAGAUUUUGAUAAAGAAUUUUUGUUGCAAAUUGAUGCUAGUGAUGUGGGUUGUGGGGCAGUUUUGUUACAAGAAGAUGAAAAUUGC
Saccostrea cuccullata (small rock oyster) is the source of this 4389-nucleotide messenger RNA. RefSeq lists its product as uncharacterized. Gene Ontology annotation, biological process: DNA integration. The record is from RefSeq and is a predicted model, not a curated record. The annotation marks the transcript as partial. The transcript has a single exon. Lineage: Eukaryota; Metazoa; Mollusca; Bivalvia; Ostreida; Ostreidae. Gene Ontology annotation, molecular function: nucleic acid binding.